This is a messenger RNA of Fusarium fujikuroi IMI 58289, 1725 nucleotides long. RefSeq lists its product as uncharacterized. Bases 1 to 1725 code for a protein of 574 amino acids. The record is from RefSeq and is a predicted model, not a curated record. The transcript has a single exon. NCBI's taxonomy places the organism in Eukaryota, Fungi, Ascomycota, Sordariomycetes, Hypocreales, Nectriaceae.
AUGUCUCUCAAAACCCUCUCAGACGCGCCAAGGGCUAGCUUCCUAGGCCUCCCCUUGGAAACGCGCGAGCAAAUCUACUGGGAAUACUUCACCAUCGAAGGGGGAUACAUCUACGACGCCGUAACCGACAAAUUAGUGCAGGCCAAUCGCUGUAAAAUUGACCUAUCACUACGACAAGUCUGCCGCAAGAUUGCGCACGAGACUCACGAUUAUCCUUUCACACUCAAUACCAUCACUUUCUCAACAGCCUACAGACGAGACUGGAGAAAGAAGGCGGCUAUGCUGGACUUUAUUACAACCUACCACUUCCGUCUUCUAUGUGCCAUGCUGGAUCGCCUCAGGCAUUGCUUGACCCCCGAGAUGUACGAGACACCCAUCCAGCACGACUCUAGGUACAUGUCGGUCAUGGCAAAGAGCAUUUCCGACACGAUUGAUCUGGAGACCCGCCAUCCAGAAUACAAUGCGGAUUUACGUGCAAACUUUAUGAUGGAGGACUUCAAGGCUGGCUGUGGAUAUAAGGACGAUGGAGGUGACCUCACAAGACCAUCGGACCACGACAACAACAUAUCAAGCAAUCGCGCAUAUACCUACCUGCUACAACAGAUUGCAAACCGAAAUCCUGAGAAGUUCAGGGAGGGAAUUGAUGAUGUUCUUCCAGGUUGGGCCAAGUCCAAAUCAAGCCCAACAUCAGACUUUUUCAGACUUGGCUUCGACUUCUGGGCAAUACCUUCUAUGCGCGAAAUCACGGAUAUGGUGAAAGAGCUUCAAUUGGAGGAAACAUGGGAUCAAUUGGACCUGUGGCGUUACAGCGAAUACCUCAAAGAGGGCUACACUGGUACAAGGUACUGUUACCAGCGCAAGCAUUUCUUUUCUGCUGCAGCCUUGGCUAUUCGCUUCCUGAAGAGCAUGUCACAGAUCCAACGCCUUCUCAUCACCAAGUUAAUUCUCAAUGAGGAUAGAAUGGCCGUUGGAAACCCUGAGUGCCAUAUAAUUGGCUUAAUACCUUUCACAAAGGAAAAUCCUAAGCUAUCUAUGGAGCAUCGGGUCAACUUGUGGCGAAAUAUUAUUCUUAGGAGCGACAACCCAUCGUUGAGGAUCUAUCCCGCUCAUAGCGAGUCCGUCAUUGAACGUUCUGAGGACGAACUAGGUCCACAUCAGGUAUAUCAUGAAUAUCCUAGCCGAGAGAUUUGCCGUUUUAUUCUGCAUACCCUGGAAUCAUUGAGAGAAGGAUUACCACCUAAUUCAUACUCUUUUAUCUUCGAUGGAGAACCUGAGUUAAACCAUUCGACGGAAACUUUCCGAUAUCUCAUGGAAAUUCAAAUCGCCUGGAUAACUGCAUAUACCGACUGCGUGGCCCAGGGAGUCCUUGCAGCACCAGAAAACAAGGCUUACCCCUUCCAAACCUGCACUUCAACUACCGAAACAGCCGCUGUCCAAGGCAGAGGUUCGAUCAUUCAAUGCAACUUUACGCUAGACCAGCCUUGGAACUAUCGCAAAAUCGCAGGGGAUGAUAACAACAACAUUAAGGGUCGGAAUUCAGUUAGAGAUGUCGGGCGAGACUUUGACAUUAAUGAUGACGAUGAUCUGGACUGGGACAAACUUUAUGUCUCGAAUGGUAAGGUAGAUUGGACGCAGAUCCAGCGCGAGUUUUUUGAGAUAAAACCACGCUCCGACAUACCAGAAGGAGAAACGAAGGCCCUUACUCACAGGGGCUUACGAGAAUAA